Messenger RNA from Colossoma macropomum (tambaqui), 3442 nucleotides. RefSeq names its product galactosidase, beta 1-like (gene glb1l). Gene Ontology annotation, biological process: carbohydrate metabolic process. Bases 95 to 1987 code for a protein of 630 amino acids. The transcript is spliced from 16 exons. NCBI's taxonomy places the organism in Eukaryota, Metazoa, Chordata, Actinopteri, Characiformes, Serrasalmidae. Gene Ontology annotation, molecular function: beta-galactosidase activity. Gene Ontology annotation, cellular component: vacuole. The record is from RefSeq and is a predicted model, not a curated record.
CGCGCUGGCUCCCCUGUAACCCUCAGUCAGACUCAGGUCUGUGAGUUUGGGCGGGUCAGAGCCGAUUUAGUGGGUUUCCAUGUUCUGAAGCGCCAUGUUAGCCGUGCGCGCUCUGGCUGUGCUCCCCCUGUGUGUGAUCUCAGUGUGGGGGGACGAGCGCUCGUUCUCCAUCGAUCCGGAGCGGAACUGCUUCCUGAAGGAUGGAAAACCCUUCCAGUACAUCUCCGGCAGCAUCCACUACUCCAGAGUCCCGCGCAGCUACUGGAGAGACCGGCUCAACAAGAUGUACAUGAGUGGACUCAACGCCGUCCAGGUGUAUGUUCCCUGGAAUUUCCAUGAGCCGGUUCAGGGUGUGUAUGAGUUUGAUGGAGAGAGGGAUGUGGAGUAUUUCCUGAAUCUGGCCAAUCAGACGGGGCUGCUGGUCAUCCUGCGGCCGGGCCCGUACAUCUGCGCUGAGUGGGAGAUGGGUGGACUGCCUGCCUGGCUGCUCCACAACCCCAACAUUAUCCUGCGCUCUGCAGAUUCAGAUUAUCUGCAGGCCGUCAGUAACUGGAUGGCCGUCCUGCUCGCUAAACUUCGGCCUUGGCUCUACCAGAACGGAGGGAACAUCAUCAGUGUGCAGGUGGAGAAUGAGUACGGCAGCUACUUUGCGUGUGAUUAUAAUUACCUGCGUCACCUGCGGACGCUGUUCCGGGUCUUCCUGGGUGAGGACGUCGUCCUGUUCACCACAGACGGAAACACGGAUAAAGAGCUGAUCUGCGGAACGUUGGAGGGACUUUACGCCACCAUCGACUUCGGCACGGACACCAAUAUAACCACAGCCUUCAGACGGCAGAGGAGGUUUGAGCCCAAAGGGCCGCUGGUGAACUCCGAGUUCUACACCGGCUGGCUGGAUCACUGGGGCGAUAAACACGCUGCAGUAGAGACUCAGAAGGUCAGCAGGAUGUUGGAGGACAUGCUGAGUCUGGGAGCCAGCGUCAACAUGUACAUGUUUGAAGGAGGAACAAACUUCGGCUACUGGAACGGCGCUGAUUAUGACAGCAGGUUCCGCUCUGUGGUCACCAGCUACGACUACAACGCCCCUCUGUCAGAGGCUGGAGAUCCAACAGACAAACUCCUGGCCAUCAGAGACGUCAUUAAGAACUUCCGGGACAUUCCGGUGGGCCCGAUGCCUCCAGCCUCCCCGAAGAUGGCGUAUGGAUUCGUAACUCUGAAGAAGGUGGGUAACAUCAGUGGAUUACUGGACACGCUGUGCCCACAGGGUCCCGUCCAGUCUCACCAUCCGCUCACGUUCGAGGAGAUGAAGCACUAUUAUGGAUUCAUGCUGUACCGGACUGUUCUGCCCCGGAACCUUCCAGAACCGACCCCUCUGAUCUCUCCAAUGAACGGCAUCCAUGACCGCGCAUACGUGUCCGUAAACGGGGUGUAUCAGGGCGUGAUGGAGAGAGACGUUACGUUGGUGAUGAACGUUACGGGCAGAGCAGGAGAUCAGCUGGACAUGGUGGUGGAGAACAUGGGGAGGGUCAACUUCGGGAACAAGAUCAACGACUACAAGGGGCUGCUGGGUAAUCUGAUCCUGGGUAAUGACGUGCUCACCGAUUGGCUGAUCUUCUCUCUGGACAUUGAUAUGAUGAUAGCCACUGGCUGGCCGCAGGCCGGGUGGAUGGACGUUCCUCCUGAGCCCAAAUCAGAGGGAGGGAGAGGACCAGCGGUUUACUCAGGGACCUUACAGCCCACAGGACUGGCCUGGGACACCUUCAUCAAACUCAACGGCUGGACCAAGGGUCAGGUGUGGAUAAACGGGGUGAAUCUGGGCCGGUAUUGGCCCCAGCGUGGCCCCCAGCAGACCCUGUAUGUGCCGGGGUCCCUCCUUAGCCCCACUGUCCCCAACAACAUCACGGUUCUGGAGCUGGAGAACGCGCCGGCGCACGGCAGGGUGCUGUUUAUGGACCGACCACAGCUGAACAACACCAGAGCACAGUCCUGACCCCACCUGCCCCCUCCAACACAUACAACCCCCCCAAACACACACACACUGCACUUACACCUGCAGGGUUACAGCUGAAUGUACACUUCCUUAAAGCGAUAGUUCAGAGAAGCCACAUUCCCUCCGCUUAUACAAACACAGUCGGUCAGCCAGGACACUCGGAAGCUUUUAUCCCACCAAUCAGCACAGUGCUAACCGCACGCCUGGAUCAUUACACUUGACUCAGACGUGUCAAUGAAGUCGCCAUCCUGUUCACCAGCUUCUUAUUGGAAUUGCCUUUCCACCUUAAAUGGUGUGGCAGUUACAUUCCAGCGCAUCAUGGUUUAUGUUAGAAUUUGCCGUUCCACAUCGUACGGUGCAAACAGUUGCAUCCCGGCAUGUCAAGCUUCCCACUGGAAUUUGCCGUUCCACUUUAAAUGGUGUAGCAAGCUUCCCACUGAAAUUUGCCAUUCUACCUUAAAUGGUGCAGCAAGCUUCUCACUGGAAUUUUCCAUUCCACCUUAAAUGGUGCAGCAGUUACAUCCCAGUGCAUCAAGUUUCCUGCUGGAAUUUCCAUUCCACCUUAAAUAGUGUGCCUGUUCCAACAGGAAGUUUAACGCACCUGAAUGUAACUCCUGCACCAUUUAAGGUGGACCAGCAAGUUCCAGCAGGAAGCUGGUGAACAGGCCGACUUCAGCCUCUCGCCUCAAACCCUGUGGAGCUGUUACGACACUUUUACGGGCCGAUCUUUUACUCUGUUAUCUGAAGUGAAGUUUAUUCAUUAUUCGUUAUUAGAUGAGGCCUCAGAGGAGCAGCUCUGAACACAAGGGUCGACUUGAACUUACAGAAAUUACCCAGAAAUCAUUGUGAUCUGACACAUUUCCCUUUUCAAAGCCGAACAUACUGGAAGGCAAAUGCUGGAAAUUACCCACCAGUUCAGAACAGACUGGGUUCAGUUCAGCAGACAGCUCCGUCUGUUAUACGACUGAUCAUCCACCUUCUUUACUCUGCUAGCAGGCUAAAGGCUUCACAGCAAUAACAAAACCAUAAAGGCAGUUUCACAGCUGUGAAGAUCACAGACACUAAUUAAUCACCCGAGUAACGUGUUCGUUAACGGGUCUUGGCUGAUGGACUGUGUUUGUGUUUAAGGGAGAAAAUUUGGUUUUUCGCUGAUUUGUUGUUUUUGCACUUUCUGCUAAAACCGUUACUGUACAGACCAUUUAUUUAGGAUUUUGAUUAAAGGGCAGAAAGUCUUAGACCCCCCACACCCCCCACAGAGCCCCUAAUGGUGACCAACUGAUAACUCAGGAAAUAUAAAGGUUUAGAGUAAAGCAGUGCUGCUCUGACCGCCUGACGUGUGAUUUGAUAUUCAGUAUCAUUGCUGUAAAAUACAUUAUGUGGAAUGUUGUUUUUUAAAACGCUGAAAUGACGGCAUGAUUUUCAAAUAAAAGACUGAACAGAAAAGAGUGAAAAUGA